ACUGUCCUUAUACCACGGUUCACUAUGAAACCCGGAGAGGACACUGUACAGCACGUUGUUUGUGGUGGAGGUGUUGUGCCUAUGCAUCUGUACCCGUACCCGUUUAUACCCAGCAUUAUAAGUGCUGUGCCGGGUGGACCGACGACCGUGGAAACCAAAACUGCAACAUACCAAUCUGUUACAAUCAGUGUGCUAACGGUGGGACCUGCACGUCUCCAGGAAGAUGUACAUGCAGGCCCGGAUAUACUGGAGCGACAUGCACUGGAUUCGAUUGUAACCGUGAACGGCCCUGCUACCCUGGAGACUGUCAACGCAAUGAUUUGAGCGUGGUGUGCAACUGCAUGCGUGACUUCAGUAAUCAAUAUUGUAAACACCUGGAUGAUAACCAAACGCCGGAGGUCACACAGAUGAUGGCACAGUUUUCCUACUGGGGAUAUGACGGUGAUACAAAGAGAGAGAUCUUCGGAUUUAUAGCGGAUGCCACGGACAAGACAGAGGAGGUCGAAGUGUGGACAAACCGCCAACAACUCAACAAGCUGAACGUGACUGCUGGGGCUUUGUUUAAAGGCCAAGAUCUACCAUAUCCCCCUUCCUACAUCAGUGAUGCCAAGACGGGGAUUGCCAGAGCCUAUUUCAAGCUGAGUGGACCUACUUUAGGAUCUGAAGACGACGAGUUUCCAUGUGAUGAAGCCGUUGACCCCGAGAAUCCGAAGGAGAUGGUCCAAUGCUCUUUUACGAAAAAUGAUAUCUCCCGUUUGAAUGAGGGCGAGAGGUUAAAGUUGACCUUCCACGUUUCAAGUGGUGGCUAUCGAAGACUGACCGGAUCAAGAACUGCAGCCACGCAGCACUAUACCGGCACUCAGGCUACCAGCACUGUAUCUUUCCACCUUGACAUGAUUAAACCUGUGAACAACGACCCAAAUGAUGCCUUUCAGGUUCACCCAGAAUUCACAAAACAACCAAUCAACAUAAAAUGGGAUGGUUGGAGAGAUUUACAAUCUGGAUUGGACAAGUACACAUGGGAAGCCUUCAAACUUGAACCCAGUCCGGACGGAAGCUUGAUGGAAGUUGACAAGUUGAGACCUGUUGUUCACAGACAAGUUGACCACACCGAUCCAAUUUCCUAUCCUCUUCCCUAUGCCCCAGACAGACCAGGGAUGUAUUCCUUCGUCCUUGAAGCAGCCGACAAGGCCAAUAACUCUGUAUACAUGAGAAGGUUUGCUCUAUACGACAAGGAGUCAUCUGUUACGACUGAUCCAGACCAUGCCCUGUACAUAUCAUCAGCAGUGCAAGACCAUGGCUUCCAGUGGAUGACCGAUGCCUCCACGCCACUAGUCACCAACUGGCAAGAUCAUUUUCUGAACUACGUCCAUGAAAGUGGUAAAUUCCUGAACAGCAUCCUCCCCUUCCGUGUGAAGGUUGUAGAAGACCCACCAAUCUACAAGGAAGUACCUCAUACAAAUGAUGAUCAUUAUGGAAGAAGAACCAGAGAUGCUAUCCCCAAUGUACGGGGCAUUGUGAGGUUUGAGUGGACGCAUGCCGUCAACAAGAGUGGAGGCAGAGCGCUUCACACACCAGUAGAUUGGAAUGAGAUCUCCGGUCUGAACACAACAAACCAAACAACAGUUGCUGGUGUGACAAGCGGAACCACCGUUACUGUGUGGGUAAGAGCCUGGGACAUCCUUGGCAACAGGAAAGUCGACUCGACAAGUGUAACCUACGACUUCACCGAACCACAGUUCACUUUGAUGGCAUUCCACAAAAUGAAAAAUCCAACAUUCCCUUCAGUUCCGGGUAAGAAAAAGAGAUUUUUAAGGGUGACCGCACAAGAUGCAGAGAGUGGACUCGACUAUCUUGAGGUCAAGGUCUUCAGUAAAGAAGAUGGCAGCCUUCUGAGAACAAACAAUGUAUCCAUUCCAUCUAUCCACCCGCUUUACUGCACAGACAGGGUACACGACUGCUACUGCCCCAACGCCCUGAACGUGUGUUACAAACGGAUCAACAAAGUCUACAUCAGCAACUGCUGGCUGAUGGUGGCCAAGAACGCCCUAGCGACUGCCCAGGUUCGGCUGCAGGUGCGCGUUGUCAACAGGGCGGGGCUGAAGACCUCCACGCACGAGGAACAGGUGGUAACGAAGCUGUUGGAACUAAACGGCACCACGACCUACCUACCACCCUCAAACCUGAGAACCAAACGAUUGUCUUCAACAUCUAUCCGUGUUAUGUGGGACCACGCCCCUGCUUGCCACGAACGCACAGUUAUACUGGUCAGCUACCAGUCGGAUUCAGGGCCAGUCCAUGAGGUCUCCGUGCCCAAAGAUGACACAUCAUAUGACCUCACUGGCCUUGACCCCGACAAAAAAUACAAGGUUAUGGUGUCAGCGGGCUACGGGGCACAACGCAGUGAAGACAACGUGAAUGUCGUCGCGAAAUCGGCGGACGACAGGGCUACUGAAACUCUUGGCGCGGGGGCUGUAGCUGGAAUCGUCAUAGUAAUCCUGAUAGUGGUGGCAGUUGCUGGAGUCGGAUUCUUCUUGUGGAGGACUGGAAGAAUGCAGAAACUGAUCAGAGGACGCCAGAAGAGAUAUGGUGAACCUGAGGCUUUCGUGACAGGAACGACGACCAAUAACAUUCGCCCUCCCAAGAACACAGCGUGUUACGACAACAUGAUGUACACACCCGAAGAUGACAUCUACCUCUACGGCGGCAUGAGCUUCACGACGAACCAGCCAGGGUACAUGUCGAAAGAUCAGCUGUCACUACUGGAGGAGAUUCAAACUGGAAGAUUGCACGAAUUUUCAAGGCUUCUUACAAGACUGGCAAAAGACACAGGUUGGCAAAAAGUCCUUACAGGCACGCCUGACGAGGAAAGUAGUUUGCUGAUGAUGGCCAAGAUCAACUUCGCUGCCACAAAGGUCGGGGAACAUCGCAACGUGCUGAAAUUCAUCGGAGCAGUCGUUGAUAAUGAUGCGUUGGGGCCGGUGUUGGUGUUGGAGUACUGUGAAAAUGGACCGCUGGACAAGUGGCUGACCUCUCGACGGGACAAAGUGAAUCUUGAAGUUCUGGAGCAGAUUCAGACAUUUGCCUUAGGCAUUGCUCGGGGCAUGGCGUAUCUCGUGGGUAAAGAGAUUGUCCAUCGCAAACUGGCUGCUCGCAACUGCCUCUUGACCAGCACAAAUGAGGUGAUGGUCAGUGGAUUCGGACCUAGUCGCAUGGAGGACGCCAGUGCGGAUGAUGCCUCCAAAGGGCAGAAGCUGUACUUUGUGACACGGCGCCCGGCGCCCAGGCAAAUCAGAAUGGAGACCAACGAUAAGUCUCGGCUCAGAUCGAAUCCUGUGAAGUGGACGGCGCCAGAAUGUCUCCAGUCUCUGAAUGACGCCACUGAGAAGAGUGACAUCUGGUCCUUUGGGAUCACUAUGUGGGAGAUCCUCAGCAUGGGCAAGAUCCCUUACGGUGAAAUGAGGAGCCGAGACCUGCCGACCCAGCUUAUGAAUGGUUACAGACUCUCGAAGCCGGAAUACGCUGAAGACGUCCAUUACACUCUGAUGCAAAGCUGCUGGAAAGAGAGACCAGAGGCCCGGACUACUUUCGCGGAUGCAGUGGGGAAACUGGAGGCCUCAUUCGGUCUGAGACCCACUUCCGGAAUGAUGUAUUACUACUCGAAAUAGUCGACCUCUUUGGCAGCGUGUCGACAGUGUUCUGUUCGCAACCAAUGCUUGUAUCCAUUCGGAGAACAGACUGAUCUUUUCUAAGUUUUCAUAUUUCCAAAAUAUAUUAGUAAUUAGAAUAUUAUUACUUUUAUUUUAUCUAGAGUAACUUGGUGUGAUUUCCGUUUCAUUCUGUUUAUUUUUGUUCCUCAUUUGAAAACAGGAACCCAUAUGUUUAGCCAAAAUGUCCUAAACACAAAGACGCAAGAUUAAAUGAUACAACAAUAUUUGUCAUAAAGAUAUUGCAAAAUGUUCGUUUUCUCUUAUCCACCAUUUUUAUACUGAUUUGUCCCAAUUCCCUUUAAUAUAACAAACUGUUUAAAUAUUAACGCCUGUAUUAUGUUUCUUUUUAAAACAAUAUGUAUCACCUUUGCACAUACACACCAUCAUUACUAGAUAGAAAUGUAACUUAUCUCCCUUUUCCGUGUCAGGAUCUGAUCGUGGGUUCCAUUCUCCAUGACCUACUUUACUAAGCUCUUUUCUCAAAGCUUAACUACCGAACUGAAAUUCUGUUCAAAGCACCCUAAUAUAAAUCACCUGCUUGGUAUAAUUAAUUUCCAGUAACACCAUCACACGUAUCUGUACCUUAAUUCUGCGUACUUAAUAUUUCUGUAUUGCUUGUGUUACUCAUAAUUCAAUAUACAGGUAAAGUCUCUGGAACGUGUCAAUACUUAUCAUCGUUAACGUGUUAUAAAACAUGUCCGCUACGUUAGCCAUAUUGAAUAGCCGUUCUGGCAAAAUGUAUUGUCAUUUAUUUAAAAUUAUCAAGUGUAGGUCUGUCGAUAUGUGUAAUGUCAAUAGCGUUUUAAUGGCAAUUAGGUUUUGGCGUCUCCGGAAAGCACGAUGAAUUUAGUUUAAUCAGAUUUGCUCACAGAAGUCCCCUUUGCCAUAUUUCAUAACAAUAAUUUGUAUUUCUCGUUUACCGUGACAGACUGAUCCAGGUUUUUAAUGUAUGAAUAUUUAUAGCACUUGUAUCAUAUUGGGUUUUUUAUCUAUGGUUUAUUGUUUAUCUCGACUGUACUGACACAACCAAACUUUUAGUACAGUCAUACGUCAUCUCACGCCUAGACUACUGUAACUUCCUCGUGUCAGGAGCAGCAGCAAUCCAACAUCUCCAGCUUGUACAAAACAGAGCUGCCAGGAUCAUAACCAGGACAAAAUGUCAGGAACACAUCACCCUGUGCUGAGGUCGUUGCACUGGCUCCCAGUAAAGAGGAGAAUACAGUACAAAAUAAUUUGCAUCACCUACUCAACCCUCUAUGACAUCAAUGCACCAGCUUACCUCAAAGACAUCAUCGAAAUCUAUCGUCCAACUCGUGUCUUGAGGUCUGAGGAAAGCGGCACCCUGAAAAUGCCAGCUACAAAAACAUCCAUGGGAGACAGAGCUUUGUGGAACUCUCUGCCAGUUGAACUGAGAUCAGUAUCUUCCCUGGAAGCAUUUAGGAGCCAACUAAAAACUCAUCUCUUUCUAGCUACCUACUAGUUUCUCCACUUUCUCUGCACAGCGCCACUGAGCAGCACUGGUUGGACAUUAGGCGCUUAAACAAAUGCAUUAUUAUUGUUAUUAUUAUUAUUAUUACCUCGUGUAACGAAAAAACAUGCUUAGUAACUAACCAUUCAGUGUAGUGCAUUUGAUUUGUAGUCGUUAGUUAAAUAUAAAGAUGACAUCAUCGAUCUGUCCUUCAGUCCAUUUACCUUUGUCCCUCUAUGUCUGUUUAGGCUCGGUGGGGUAGCCUGGUGGUAAAAGGGUUUGCUCGUCACGCCGAAGACCCAGGUUCGGUUCCCCAUGUACAAUGUGUGAAGCCCAUCUCUGGUGUCCCCAGCCGUGACAUUGCUUGAAUAUUGCUAAACGCGGCCUAAAACUAAACUCACUAUGUCGGUCCGUAUUUUUUUUUUAUGUAUUCUUUAUGAAGUGUGAUCAACGAAAACAGAAUGACUUGCCUUUUUUUAUAUUUUUGAUUUUGUGUUGUCCCCAUCUGAAUAAAGAUCGCUAGUCUGUCCUUCCGUCUGUACUUCUGUCUCUCAGUCAGUGUUUAUCGUUGAAUACAAAAUGUGUUACAAAAGUGGUUAUCUUGGAGUUUUUUCAACACAUUCAACGCAAUGUAUUGUAUUUUGUGUCGUACAUAGUUGAAUAAAGAUGUCAUCA
Molecule: messenger RNA, 5853 nt
Organism: Haliotis rubra (blacklip abalone)
Lineage: Eukaryota; Metazoa; Mollusca; Gastropoda; Lepetellida; Haliotidae
Biological process (GO): positive regulation of kinase activity; multicellular organism development; protein phosphorylation
Cellular component (GO): signaling receptor complex
Molecular function (GO): protein binding; ATP binding; transmembrane receptor protein tyrosine kinase activity
Source: RefSeq, a predicted model, not a curated record